Messenger RNA from Eimeria acervulina, 1143 nucleotides. RefSeq lists its product as hypothetical. Gene Ontology annotation, cellular component: SWI/SNF complex; nucleus. Lineage: Eukaryota; Apicomplexa; Conoidasida; Eucoccidiorida; Eimeriidae. The coding region runs from base 1 to 1143 and encodes 380 amino acids. Gene Ontology annotation, biological process: regulation of transcription by RNA polymerase II. The transcript has 2 exons. The record is from RefSeq and is a predicted model, not a curated record. Gene Ontology annotation, molecular function: transcription coregulator activity.
AUGCCCACAGCAGGCUCAACCGCCAGUGAUGAGGUGGAGGGCAGCGACGGCAGCAGCAGCAGCAACAGCAGCUGCAGCAGCAGCAUGAGCAGCAACAGCUCAAGCCUGAACAGGACCAGCAACAGCAUGAACAGCAGCAGUGAAGGCAAGAGCAGCAGCAACACCAGCAGCAUGGAGGCAGAGUCUGGGGAUACGGGCCUAAUGGCUGGGGUGGGGGGUGCUGCUUCUUUGCCUGCAGACCUCUGCAGCACAGCCAGCAGCAGCAAUAUGCUAGCAGCAGCAGGGUCCCCCUUGGAGCAGCAGCAGCAGCAGCUGUUUCUACUGCACCAGCCACCACUUCAGCUGGUACACCCUCCAGAGCAACUGCUCCAGCAGCAACAGCUACAGCCUGUACAACAGCAGCAGCAGCAGCAGGAGACGCUGCAGGAACUGCUACUGCGUCAGCAGCAGCAGCUGCAGCUGCAGCUGCAGCAGCAGCAGAUACAGCUUCAGCAGCAGCUGCAGCAGCAACAGCUGCUGCUGCAGCAGCAGCUGCAGCAACAGCUGCAGCGGGAGCAGCAACCCAAGAGCCUUACGGGCGCCCCCCCCAACACGGGAGUGAAUAUUAUUAGCAGAGUCCUUUGCCCUGGUGUUCCUCUGGCUGGCCCAUCAGGGCCUCUCUGUCAGUGCAGCAGCAGCAGCAGCAGCAGCAGCAGCAGCAGAGGGGGGCUUUGGCACUGCAGCAGCGCGCGGCAUCUGAGCCCCUCGCCACCAGAGACAAGGGGCCUCAUAGUUGAAGGACUUAGAGAGCAGUUAGAGAGGACGUCUACUGAUACAGAUAUAGACAGGGUGUACGAAGGUGUUGCUGCUGCACCUGCUUCUGCUGCAGCCGCAGCAGCUGCAGCACCUGCUGCUGCUGCUGCCCCUGGUGCUGCUGCAGGUGAAAGUGCAGCAGGAGGCGUUUCCGGUGCUUCUGGCUUGGGGGAUGCUGGCAUUGCUGCUGCGUCUGUUGCUGCUGAGGUUGCUGCUGCAGUUGGAGGUGCUCCUGCUGCUGCUGGGUGUGCUUCCGCUGCUGCUGCAGGUAGCAGCAGCGGAGCAGCAGGAACAGCAGCAGCAGUAGAGGGGCGUCGGUGUUCAGGCUUGGUGGUUAGGAGUGUUCAGUGA